Messenger RNA from Mustela lutreola (European mink), 635 nucleotides. It is a transcript of the gene LALBA, whose product is annotated as lactalbumin alpha. Lineage: Eukaryota; Metazoa; Chordata; Mammalia; Carnivora; Mustelidae. Gene Ontology annotation, molecular function: lactose synthase activity; calcium ion binding. Bases 1 to 429 code for a protein of 142 amino acids. The record is from RefSeq and is a predicted model, not a curated record. The transcript is spliced from 4 exons. Gene Ontology annotation, biological process: lactose biosynthetic process.
AUGAUGUCCUUUAUCUCUCUGCUCCUGGUUGGCAUCAUGUUUCCUGCCAUCCAGGCAAAGCAAUUUACUAAAUGUGAGCUGUCCCAGGUUCUGAAAGACAUGGAUGGCUUUGGAGGCAUUGCCUUGCCUGAAUGGAUCUGUACUAUAUUUCAUACCAGUGGCUAUGAUACACAAACCAUAGUCAAUAACAAUGGCAGCACAGAAUAUGGACUCUUCCAGAUCAACAAUAAAGUUUGGUGCAAGGACAACAAGAUCCUUCAGUCAAGGAACAUCUGUAACAUCUCCUGUGACAAGUUCCUGGAUGAUGACCUUACUGAUGACAUGACUUGUGCUAAGAAGAUUCUGAACAAGGAAGGAAUCGACUACUGGUUGGCCCAUAAACCACUCUGCUCUGAGAAGCUGGAACAGUGGCACUGUGAGAAGUUGUGAGUGCCUGCUGUCAUUGUUACUUCUGCCUUCUGUAUGUUCCUAGAAUGUCUCCUACCUAAGGCUGCCUGAAUUUGCUUCUUUCUUCCCCCCUGAAGCUGAUUUGUCUCUGAGUCCUGAACCCUAUCGUGACACCAUUGAACACCUGAGGACUGUUCUCCAGAGAUGCAUGACUGUACACUGGACUUUUGACCCUUGCUCAUUGCCCU